Schistocerca cancellata (South American locust) is the source of this 1332-nucleotide messenger RNA. Its product is annotated as PAX-interacting protein 1-like. Bases 1 to 1332 code for a protein of 443 amino acids. The transcript is spliced from 7 exons. NCBI's taxonomy places the organism in Eukaryota, Metazoa, Arthropoda, Insecta, Orthoptera, Acrididae. The record is from RefSeq and is a predicted model, not a curated record.
AUGACGGAUCGAACGCCGCCUGUCAUCGGGGCAGCCAAUCGCGAGCUGCGGGACCAAGACACGGGCCACGGGCCACAACAAGGCCCGCUGCCGAUCGAAGACGGCAGCGGCGGGCACAUACGGCCUGUCUCCCUAACUCGAGCCUCGGCCCUCGCAGACGAUAAGCACCCGAGUUCUGCACGACACGUAGACUACGCAGAUGAAAUUUUGUAUCAUAACAUUCUCAUAAUGGCUUUCUCUGGCAAAGACGCGGCGGUAGCAGCAGCGGCGGCGGCAGCGGCAGCGGCGGCGGCCCCCUCCAGCAAGUUCCCGGCCAGCUCCACCAUGUCGCUAGACUUCAGCGACCUGCGGCGGCGGCCCAGCGUCUCUCGCCUCGACGGAUCGCUAGACUCCUCGCCUGAUCGUCGCCUCAAUAGCCGGUCGGGCAGCGUGUCGGUGGUGGCGGGCGGCGGCGCCGAGCUGGCGCUGCUCGAGCUUCUGCUGGCCAGGGAGCGCGACCCGCUCCAGCACCAGCACCAGCUGCAGCACCAGCACCAGCACCACGCCUUCCCCAGGAGGCACUCCGCGCACUGCUACCCCACCGAAGACGACGCGCACCUCGCCAUGUUUUCAUGUUUGGCAGUACGACUGUUAGCGCAGCAAGCUGUCAAACUGACGGGUGGACCUGCCGCCGCGGCGGCGGCGCUGCGCUACGGCUUCCACGGACUGCAGCAGCAGGCGCCGCCUCCGCUGCCGCCGCCGUUCGCCGGCAAGCAUCCCAAGCUGCCUCCCGUGCUGGCCGGAGGCGGCACGCAGGCGCUCGGCCGCAAGGGGUCGCCGCCCGUGUCGCCGCUCAGCAAGCACUUCUCGCAGGCGCUGGCGCAGCACGCCGCCUCCAAGCAGCAGCAGCAGCAGGACAAGGCGGCGGGCCAGCACAAGGCGCCGCCGCAGGAGCACGACCAGCUGGAGCAGUACCGCCAGCUGCGCCAGCAGCAGCAGGCCGAGCUGCUCAAGCUGCAGCAGCAGCACAAGCAGGAGCACCAGCUCAAGUACUCGCAGCCCGGCACCCAGCAGGACUACCACCUCUACCAGCAGGCCCGGCAGCAGCAGCAGCACAUCGCUAUCGACCAGCACCGCCCCUCAGCCUUCCAGCAAGGCCACGGCAGACCGGACUAUGUGGAACAGUAUCAACAGGUGCGGCAGCACCAGGAUGCACUUCAGCAGAACGGCUACAAGCAACAACAGGUCCAGCAGUACCAGCCCAAACAGAACAAUAUUGACGCGUACUUCCAGCACAAGACACAACAGCAGCAGGUGCAUGGACCUCCAGACUCAGCAGAUGCACCCAAAUGA